Messenger RNA from Racocetra persica, 1659 nucleotides. NCBI's taxonomy places the organism in Eukaryota, Fungi, Glomeromycota, Glomeromycetes, Diversisporales, Gigasporaceae. The record is from the annotation of a GenBank genome assembly.
AUGAAUAAAUGCGAAAAUUAUUCGUCAUAUUCACCUUCCUCGACACGUCCUUUUAUAUUCUAUCAAUCCUCUUCAAUAUCAGCAUCCGCUCAAUCCAAUAAUUCAAUUCAACCGUAUAAACAGUCUCUUACAUUUUCUCAACAAAGAUUUAUUAACCCAUCCAUUUCAACUUUACAAAAUUGUUUAUUCACUAUAGUUCCUAUUGAAAUUUUUAUAAUAAUAUGUUCACAUUUAACUCCAUGGGAUUUAUUAUCUCUCUUGAAAACUUGUCGCAAAUUUCACAAUUAUUUAUGUUCUUCCAUUUCUUCAACUACUCAUUUAAUUUGGAGAUCAUCUCGACUAAAUACAAUAUUCUUUCCUAAAAUUCCUCCUCCAGAAGGUCUCAAUGAACGUGAAUAUUGUUGUAUAUUAAUGAUUGAAAAAGGUUGUCAAUUUUGUGGUCGAAAUGGUUGUAGGGAUGUACGAAUCUAUUGGACAUUUAGGGUUAGAUCAUGUUGGGAUUGUUUAAUGAAGCGAACUGUUUGUGUUGAAAGGGGUAAUGAAAUUCCUGAAUAUGCAAGUGGUUUACCAUUUACUAAAUUCAGAUUAAAUGGUAUGUAUGGUUCUGAAUACAUAGUUUUCUGGGCUGAUUCCGUAACUCGCGCAAAAUACGAUUUCGAUAAUCUUUCGGAAACUGAUCGUACGGAAUGGAUACGAAUUUCAAAACAACGUUCUAAAGAAAUUGAGAUUGAUUCUAUGUAUCGUGAAAAACUUGAUCAAGAAUUAUAUGAUUUAGCAAUGUAUCAUAAAAAAUGUCAAAUUCUUUUAUAUUAUGAACUUUUAGCUUCUGAAUCAAGUCCAAAUGGAAAAAUACUCUAUAAUCGUUAUUUUUUAGAUAUGUGCCCUUCUUUAAAUGAAGUAAUGUUAUUACCAAAUCAUUUAUUUGCUCGGUUAGAUUAUGAUAGUUGGAAAAUUAAAAUGUUGGAAGAGUAUCGAAAUAUUGAAUUGGAACGAAGAAUAAUUCCAAAACGUUAUAAUCAAAUUAAAGAAAGAUUGGUUUAUUCCCCGCUGUAUAAACGUCCUGCUAUCUAUUGGAUACAAUAUUGUCCUACUUAUAAAUCUCCUCCGUAUCAUAAUAAUGACGCAAGAAUUCCAUGGAAUGACAAGUUUUUAGAUAGUGUACUUAUACCGAGAAUUAUGACUGAGGCUACAUUAUGUGCGAAACAAGCUGAUGACGCCGUUCUUGUGCUAAAGUUUAUCGAAGAUCUUUUAUGUAUGAGGAUUAGAACGGUAAGAGAUGCGUUAGUGCAUGGACUUGGUAAUGUUGAAAUGUUUAGAUGUAAUUUAUGUGGCAAUGUGAGGUCUAACGAUAUUAGUGCCAAUGUGAGAUUUAAUGACAAUAAUGGCGAUUGUGACAAUUUGAGGUUUAAUAAUAGUGACAAUUUGAGGUUUAAUAACAAUAAUGACAAUUUGAGGUUUAAUAACAAUAGUGGCAAUUGGAGGUUUACUGGCAAUAAUGACAAUAGUUUAGAUUAUGUAGACAAUUCGACAAUGUUAUAUAAUUAUGUUAAUGUCAAACAGCAUAUUUACUUAAAACAUUGGAAUUGGUACCAAAAUUUUUAUGAAAGAUGUGAGGAUAUCUGCAUAGAAAUAGAUAUGAAAAUGCGAAUAGAAGGAUGA